Molecule: messenger RNA, 951 nt
Organism: Schistosoma mattheei
Lineage: Eukaryota; Metazoa; Platyhelminthes; Trematoda; Strigeidida; Schistosomatidae
Source: the annotation of a GenBank genome assembly
AUGAACACAAAAUUCUGGUCAUAUUUAAGUCCAUUAAUUUGUCGUCUACGGGGUUUGAGUAGUAUUGAUAAUGUUACAAUGCUAUAUAAACCUACACUUCCCAGUCUACCGGUUAUUCAAUUACCUUGUGAUUUAUGUGAAAAAUAUGAUUCAGAUAUUUUAUUUUGCACAACAUGUUGCUCUGGUCAGGGUUUAUUACCUCCAAAGCCUUGGACGGCACAAAAUGAAACGAUAUUACAGUACGGAAGUCAAAUGGGUCGGCAACAAAUAUUUCCAACUUGCCGUGAACUAAACAAAUCAUUGACUGAUAAUGACAUGAUGAGAUUUAGUUUUUCCGCUGUCCAAAUCUUGGAAACAGGUUACGAAAAAUUCACAGGAACGUGUUUAUGUAUACGUUUCGAACAAUCCGAUAUAGUAGUCGAUUUUGAGCAACAAAAAUCAAAUGAUUCACUAAUGGAGUUAUUUCUUUUUGGUCGUAAUUCAUUUAUAUCUGAUAAAGCACAAUUCAAACUAGCCAUUACUCCAUACACUUUAAAUAAGGAGACAUCUUUGCCAUCUGAACAACGUUUGGACCAUAAAAUCGGUUUAAAACUGUUUGUGGAUACAUUUCAUUUCCCGGAUAAAAAUGAUGGUGAAAUUAAUUUUAAACGCACAUUUCUGACAGCCGAUGAGGAAAGAAUUGAAUUGAAAAACAAUAUACCUUGGUCUGUACUUUAUUACAACGUAACUGAUCUCAUUUUUGAUCCCAAUAAAAAUAUUUCAGAGUCAGAAAGAUUUUCAUAUACAACAUCUUCAUCACAUUGUAUCCAUCUACAUCGUAUCGGUUUAGCUUGGAGUUGGAAUUCGAUUUUACAUACUUAUGAUAAAUCUAUCAUGAAGUUCAAUGGUUUUCUUAUAGGUUUAAUUGAACUACGUGAUCCUCAAUGGCCAUUGGAAAAUUAUUUUGAAUAA